AUGAAGGGAUUUGCAGUGAUUUUGUUGGUGGUUGUAGCCAUCGUUCAUAUGUUCAUGGCUAAACCAGGAGAAGCCGUUUCUUGUGGCCAAGUUGAAUCUCAAAUUUCACCGUGUUUGACAUAUCUGAGUCAAGGAGGAACUCCAACUGCAGCAUGCUGCAGUGGAGUUAAGUCACUGAGUCAAUCUCUUCAAAAUACGCAAGAUAGGCAGACAGCGUGCGGCUGUUUAAAGACGGCCGCCUCACGAUACCCUAACCUCAAGCAAGACGCCGCUUCCCAGCUCCCUACGAAGUGUGGUGUUACGAUUGGUGUCCCAAUUUCUCCCACAGUCGACUGCAGCAAGAUAUCUCUGUGA
Messenger RNA from Fraxinus pennsylvanica, 354 nucleotides. The record is from the annotation of a GenBank genome assembly. NCBI's taxonomy places the organism in Eukaryota, Viridiplantae, Streptophyta, Magnoliopsida, Lamiales, Oleaceae.